UAAAUAGCCACCCACGAAUGUGACAGCUGACAGGUUGACGCGUACGUACAGCUCGGGAGCUCAACGCCCCGAGAGUGGCUCCGGGCGUCACACUCCCAUACUGGAGAGCGGCUCUUGGCAGACGAAUGGGCCAAAACGCUGACGAAGUACUUCGACUUCGGAGUAACUCUGGAGUGCUCCAGCUAUGGCACCCAAAAGCGUUCCUUGUCCGAAAGCGGCUUAUUUAACAUUUCUCUAAUCGUUCGUUUUCAAUUGCAUUUCUAAUGACGUCAUUAUUUGAUAUACCGUUACUAACCGUUUUGUAACCCGCUUACUUUGAACCGGAGCCACUUGAAAAGGACUAUAGGGUUGAUUAUAAACCGCCGCGGCGGUAAAGCAGUUGUUUUUUGUUUUUUAUUUAUUUUUAUUUUUAUUUUUUUUACUCGUGUCUCGUGUCGGUGGUGAGUUGAUUUCGGAUGUAAUUUUUCAGUACUAACUACUGUAUAGUCUUUAAUUUUCGUACUACUCUACUACCUACUACUAUCAAUAAUUACAGAUUUAAUACUUAUUUAAAUUAAAAUUGUAACCACAAAAAAAUGAGUGUAGAGAAAGAUUGUCAACAUCUAGUUGAAGAAAUUGUUAAAGUUGAAACCAAAGCCGUCGUAGAAAAUUCUGAAGAAAACCCAUACGCCUAUCUAGAAAGAGACUUUUCUUCAGAAAACUUCAAAAUAGAAAUAAAAAACUUGCCCAAAUAUUAUGGAAUUAGCGAAUUUAAGAAGCUUCUGAACCAAAAGCUAAACCUAAACUCCAACAAAAUUAAAACACCAAGACGAAACUCUCCUUAUGCUUUCGUUUGCUUUCGUAAUGAGGAAGACAGAGACAAUGCCAUUGAAGUUUUAUCCAAAUUUAAGUGGAAAGGCAACGAACUUAAAGCCGCUUUUGCUAAGCCUAGUGCAGAUCCGCUAGUUGCAAAGAGAAAAGGAGCUUUAGAAGAAUGCAGUGACAGAAAGAAAGCAAAAACUGAUGAUUUGUCAGUUGAAGAAAGGAUUAAGUUGUCUACAACACCUUUGGCAGAUGUAGAUUAUCAAAAACAGCUGGAAUCUAAACAGGAACAAGUAAAAUCGAUUCUAACUAAACUAGCCAACGACCUAUCGCAUCAAAAUCUAGAAAUCAAAUCAUACAUUGAAGCUCAAAAGAAAAAGUAUGAUGGUCUACCUUGUGAGUUGAUGCAAAUUAAACAUUGUGAUCAAAUUGAUGGAUACCGCAACAAAUGCGAAUUUUCAGUGGGUGUGAAUCCAGAAACCAACUUGCCAACAGUCGGCUUUAGGAUAGGCGCUUAUGUAAAUGGUACGACAGGUGUAGCUCCUGUAGAUCAUUUGAGACACAUUCCAGAAUCAAUGAAAUUGGCUGUAAGGGUAUCUCAGGAUUUUAUUCGCUCAUCAAAUCUAGAAGUGUUCAAUGCUGAAUUUCAAACUGGACAUUUCAAACAAAUUACUGCUAGGGUUGCUCCUGAUCAACUCAUGGUUAUUAUAGGGAUUCAUCCUCAAAAUUUGGACACUGCACGAAUUGAUGAAUUGAAAAAUAAUUUAAUAAAAUAUUUCUCAGAAGGCCCUGGCAAGGAAGCUCGAGUCACUUCGUUGUUCUAUGAAGAAAUAGUGAAAAAAAGCCCUGGCGAAGAACCUACUCCGGCUACUCAUUUGUGGGGAGACACUCAUAUUUACGAGACAAUAAUGGGGUUGAAAUUUCGUGUGUCUCCUGAAGCUUUUUUUCAAAUAAACACUAAAGCUGCUGAAGUUUUGUAUCAGUCUGCAAUAGAUUUGGCAGAGCCUACACAACAUUCCAGUAUGUUGGAUGUUUGCUGUGGUACAGGAACUAUUGGUUUAUGUUUUGCUAAGUACUGUGGACAAAUCUUAGGUCUAGAAAUAGUCCCUCAAGCAAUAGUAGACGCAAAAGAAAACGCAAUCGCCAACAACAUUACCAAUAGCGAAUUUUUCACUGGGAAAGCUGAAGAUAUUUUGGGUUCAGUUUGCUACAAUUCCAAACACGAGGACGUGUUUGCUGUAGUCGACCCUCCAAGAGCUGGAUUACAUCAAAAAGCCAUACACCAGCUGCGUAAAAUCAAAAAAAUCAACCGUUUGAUUUACAUUUCGUGCAACCCCAAGUUAGCCACAAAGAAUUUUGUCGAUUUGGGACGCCCCGAAUCGAAAUACAUGCAUGGUGAUUUUUAUGUGCCAGUUAAAGCAGUAGCAGUGGAUUUGUUUCCGCAUACUCAGCAUUAUGAAUUGGUUAUUUCUUUUAAACGAUGGGACCUGAUUAAAAAGGAAUUAGAAAAUUAAAAAUGACGUUGAUGAAAUAAUUUUGUAUUUUAUUUUUUACACAUUACAUUGAUGAUUAACUAAAGUGUGGUAUAACAAUAUUACACAGUGGGGUGUCUUGCUAGGUUAAAUUUUCUUCCAUUUAUGGAAAAAACUCUAAAACGUAGGCGCAGACCGUGAAUUGAACCCUAUGCUGGAACAACGUUGUAAAUGACAAUGUGUAAAAACGGUAUUUUCAUGGAAUAACGUUGUAUUGUACCCUGGAUAAUUCGCCAACUUAAUAGUGGGAAAAUAUGAUUUUUUUUUUAUGAAGUGUUGAUGCCAGUUCAAUUGGCCCAGUAUGUCCUUUUUGUGCAAUAACGUUUUAAUUGCAACCGCCCUAGUUUCGCGCUUGUUUAGUAUAUUUGGCGUUUGAAACGUUGUUCCAGCAUAGGGUUCAAUUAAUGGUCUGCGAAUAAAUUUUGAAGGUUUUUUUCAAGCAGAAUAUAACUGAAUUAUUGCACAGUUAAGUGUCUAUUGAGACAAAUAUAAAAUGCAAGGUGGCUUUUUUAAUGUACCUACGCUACGGAUUCUUCAUCUUCAUGACAGAUAGACAUAUAGUAUACACAGUCUUAAACUUCGGAUAAUUUAUAUUUUUUGAUCAUUUUAUGAAUCUUCACUAGAAAAUGAAGUUCCAUAAUUGACAAAGAGGUUCAUGGAUUUUUGCUUCCGAACCAUUUUUGCCAAAUAUUUUAUGUAACAUUAAUUAUUUCCUAAUAUUUAGAUAAAUCUUAUAUUUAUUUAAAAUUAAUAAGCAUUUACUUUUAUGGAAUAAUUUAUUCAAAGACUCAAAUUAUGAAUUCGGUUUGGUAACAGUCGAGUGGUUAAGCACGGGUUAAGCGUAAUCUUACAUAGAAUCAAUUUGUUUUGUAAAAUCUCAAGAUAUUAGGUAACAAAUUUGAUAACAAAUUCAUAAUAUGCGCUUUGAGUUAUGCAAUAUUUUGCAUUAAGUACAUGACGACAAUGGUAAUGAGAUUAGACAUAAUGCAAGCCUUUUUUACAAGUCUUGCUAAUAAAGUAAAAAAAAAAUAAUCUUUUAAAUAAAGUACCGUAAAAUCGGGUGACUUGAGACGAUUUUGACUUUCAGCAAGCGAUAUUUUCGAAACUAUUUAACUUAGCGAUGACUUAAACACGUCAAAAGUUGAGUCUUAACCAGUAGAAUCGGUUUUAUAAGUUGAAUUUUAUGUGAAUAACAAGUUACCCAGGUUUUUUUAUUUUUUUUUGACUGUCUCAUGUCGGACGCUAGGGUGGGUUACUUGAGACAACCAUAUUUUUCAAGCUUUUGCUCAUGUUUCAAGCUAAAAGGAUCACUUGAGACAAAAGAAACGUUUUUUAAAAGGUGGCUAUUGACUCCAGGCUUGAUAUUGUCACACCAACGAGUGUUUGAAAAGUGACAAUGCCUCUUUAAAAAAAGCUGGACCCAAUCUUUCCCAGGCAAGUUAUUUUUUUUGAAUUUUUGAUCACCCCGUCCGUCUUUACGACUUUACUAAAGGUUUCAAGUCGUUGCCCGUGAUUAGAAAGCCCCAACGGCAAGCAACUUCUAAAUUUUCCACAAAGUCUCUGCUCCUCUUCCACUGUAAAGACUAUUUGACCACCGGGAUUUUUUUUAUUGAGACUAUUCACUUUUCGUUGAAUGGUGCACCUGGAAAUGCCAUAUUUUUUUGAUAAUAAUCGAUAGGAUUUAGGUACUCGUUCUUCAAUCGCUGGUUUCAACAUUCCGCUAUCAUAAUCAGCAUAGGUCCUGCAGCCAAGUUUCUUUUUUUGUAUUUUCCCAUAAUAUGCUGAAAACACCAUAAAAACAAUUGGAACAGGCACAUAAUAACACUCUUUUUUUUUUGGAAUGAAUUGAGACAAGUCUCAAGUCACCAGCAACAACCGCCAUUUUACCUUUUCAUAUAUUUUUUUUUUCUUAGAAAGGGAAAGUAACUCACUAUAUUCCAAAAGAUGCACAAAAUAUCAAUCUAUUUCUGAGUAAAGUUUCAAUAGGCAGUCCUAGAUAGUAUAGAGACAGUAUGCAAAGUUAUUCAGCUAUUUUUAAGUUCAAAAAUUACAUACAUGCAUAAAAAACUGCACAAAAAUUAACUUAUCGUUUCCGAGGAGGUUCAAACUAUACUAUAACACGUCUUGACAACCCUUAAGUCGAAUAAAUAUGAUUGGCGCCCAAAUGCGUCGGAUAUAUUAUUGCCAGGUAUAUAAUUAGUUUCCUCAAAAGUUUUGUCUCAACUCGCCCGGCUGUCUCAAGUCACCCAGUUUGACGGUAUUGGCAAUACAUACAUAAGCUCAUGUAACAAAUAUGAACUGUUUGAAAAAUAGUAAAGACAAAUAAAUAAAUAAAAUAUUAUAAACAAAAAAAAAAUAGUCUUAUUGUUAAAGCAGCUUAAAGCAAUAAAAUUUGAACUAAAAAAAAUAGGAGUUUGUUUAAAUACUUAUAGUUUAAACUCUCUGGAUUUCGAAAAGUUUUACGUCCGUGUCGUACCAUAUGGGUGGAUCCAUAUUCCUAUAAAAAAAAAAUAGCUUAACAACAUCUCCAAUCUACCAAUUAGUUAAAAAGGUUGUGACCCAAAAAAACAACUUAAGCUACUUGUAUCAAGAAAAAAAUCUAAUAUCUCUUGUGAAAACC
This is a messenger RNA of Ceutorhynchus assimilis (cabbage seed weevil), 4953 nucleotides long. The record is from the annotation of a GenBank genome assembly. Lineage: Eukaryota; Metazoa; Arthropoda; Insecta; Coleoptera; Curculionidae.